GGUAUCCCUGGCUCAGCCACACGGAGGUGAUGAUCUCUGCUAAUUGACAAAUAAUCACAGUGGUGGUAGCCAUCAUGAAGUGGUGUUUGGAAUUUUCUAUCUUUGGGAUACAGCUCCUUUGGGAGCGACCCACCUUCUCAGCAGACUGGUUGAUGAAGCGGAUAGAUCUGCUCCGGAGGCUGGAAUCUGUCCUCUACCGAGAUGCAAAGUCCAAGGAGGAAUACAUGGACCUGUCAACUCUUCAGUACCGACUUCAAGUAACGGCAAGAAGAAUUGCCGCAAUUCUGUCGGACACGACGUAGUUUUUGCGGGAAAGAAUUACGGCAGCAUGGCGGCGGUUAAAGCCGACUGCAGGCGGUUCUCAGAAGCAGAUGCAAAGUCAUUGGAUAUUGAGUAUUUACUGAAUAUCACGGUUUUUUCGUCAGAAACCCUUCCAGAAGAUUGCCACGGGGGUGUGGGGGAAAAUUUGUGCACGAAGAAGAAGAAUGGAAACCCCAUUAGAAGUGGUGAGAUGAAAAGUCAAGACGCCGCCUCCAAGGCCAUCCCGAAGGCGAUGGAAAUCUCUAUUUGUAGAACAGGAGAUUGCCGCACUGGAUAGCAGCAGUGCAACACAUUGUACAUGUGCAUCGCGCUACUCGUUAGUGAUAGUCUGAUAGAGCAAGCGGGGUCUGGCUUUUUCCUUUGUGGGUAAUAUGCGUGUGGGCCAUUCAGCGGAAAGUGGGUACUUUUGAGCUUAGCCUAUAGUUAGUAGUAAUACCUCAGGCUUGUGGGGCUGUUCACCCGCAGUUGGGAACUUGAUCUGACCAUCUGCAGGUCUCAGUACCCAUUUCUGCUGCAGACCAUCUGCAGUUGUCAGCAGCCAUUCCUGGUCAGGCUGCUGAGGUAUGGUUUACUUUUGUCUAGGCCAGCUGAAUCAUUUUCAGUCGUCGCAAGUUUGAAUGUAGUGUAUAUAAUAUAUAUAUAUAUAGAAAACUAACAGCAAAGGUGGACCAACAGGCAUUCUACACCUAGAACCCAGUAGGAGCUUGACACCAGCUGGAAUGUUUAUGAUGGGGCAAAGUGCUGUGCACAUCCUUUUGACAAUUUGCCAAAACUAUUCAUAGGUUCCAUUUGAGUUUGUGCAGCAUCAACUCCUGCAAAGGUUUGCGAAAUUGCUCGCUGUCCGUUGCAGUAACUGGUGUCAUGAGAUCGACUCGGCGGUGGGGGCUUAAUUAGCAGCAUCCAACAAAGGGUGUCAGUUAAAGGCUGCAUAACUGCUGAUGAUGACAGUGCGUGAUGACCGAACAUUCCUGCGAGGAGAGCAGACUUUGUCUCUAUAUUUCCUCUGCUGGGCACAACUGCUGCUGAUGACAGUGCGUGAUGACCUAAUAUUCCUGCGAGGAGAGCAGACUUUGUCUCUAUAUUUCCUCUGCUGGGCACAAGUGCUGCUGAUGACAGUGCGUGAUGACCGAACAUUCCUGCGAGGAGAGCAGACUUUGUCUCUAUCUUUCCUCUGCUGGGCACAACUGCUGCUGAUGACAGUGACGACCAAACAUUCCUGCAAGGAGAGCAGACUUUGUCUCUAUAUUUCCUCUGCUGGGGGAGGGUGCUUCUUGCCCUAUCAGGCAGAAGUGAUUUCUAAUCAUUCGUCCCGUGUUACUGGAGGAAGGUUAUGGGUUAUAUUUCCUAGUUCGAACUCGAGUUUGUUGUGUCACUAUGGUUUGACGAACACGUUUCCUUCGGUUGGUUUCGUUAGUUCACCUCCGUUGGUCGGGUUUGAUUUGCCAGUUAGGCUUGGUUUGGUUUAUUCUUGUUGUUCCAGGACCGUUUCCUGGUAAGUAUAGUGGCGCUUUCGAGGAGGCGAUGAAAGGGUCCACAAUACGAUGUGUGCGUGCCUAGUCACAGCCAGGGGAGCAGGAUUUAUUCUUCGCUUAGAGAGAGAGAGUUAUCCUGCCUGGAAGUGUGAUGUGUGCGUGCCUAGUCACAGCCAGGGGAGCAGGAUUUAUUCUUCGCUUAGAGAGAGAGAGUUAUCCCGCCUGGAAGUGUUUGAAGGGCAGGAGUUGGCAGGAAUUGACAGGAACCUAGCAAACUGUCUUGGAGUUGGACAGCAGCUAACCACAUCCACCAUCCUGGAGUAAUGGUGGAGUCUAUUUUUUACUGUGAACAUAGAAUGUACAUUACAUGCCGAAGCCGACAUUGCAGAGAAGGCUUAGUGGCAUGGAUGUGUCAUUCUAGAGGAUUUGGAAGGCAGGUAAGGACACCGACAAGUUGUUGUCAAGUGUUAUCACAUUUUGGGAGGUGUGCUGUGUUAAGAGGCUUGAGAGAAGAUGAACUCUUUCACUAUCAUGUCUGAUGAUAGGUGAAACCUGGCCUGGAUGGCCUUGGGAGCUGUGUUUUCACAUAGGGUUGGUAAAUCGGGGUAGAUCAUAGCACUAGAAAAGUUAAGUGGAAAGGACAAGGUUGCUGGAGAAGGUGAACAAUGUGAAACACAGUGCGGUAGUUUCGAGUACUUAUUGCGUGUAAGAUAAGAGUACUGUAGUGCAGUUGUGUUUCAUAUUGACGAUAUAUAUAUAUAUAUAGUCAAACAGAGCUGCCCGGUAAACCGUAGGCAGAGAGGGAGAAGAGGACAACAAACGAGGGGCUGUGACAAACUGUUUCGUCAGAGUUUCACCGACUCAUUGUAAGAUAUCCGGGACUCAUAGUCUUCGUUUUUUAUCUGUCCUAAGGCCAAUGGUAUGGUAUGUUAAUUUGACGUACACAGGCCUUGAUCAGCUUUGAUGGAUAUGCUACCCUGGUGCUGGCAAGGUCAGUAUUUCUGUUGAAGAAAAAGAAGGGACUUGUCUGUUGGUGGUAUAGUCUUCCUUCGAGCUGGCCGCGAUUCUACUUUCUGGAUCUCAAGGUGGCAGGUACUUAGGCCUGGAGCGACACAUGAACCUGCAUGUGGUGGUUGCUGAUCGACUUUAUGAUGUGUUAAUAACAGCUCACACUUUCUUAAUGAUCGGUGCGCCGCUGUGCUACCGAUGUUUGCAACCACACGACUGCAGUAAUGCCUGA
This is a messenger RNA of Chara braunii, 3033 nucleotides long. Lineage: Eukaryota; Viridiplantae; Streptophyta; Charophyceae; Charales; Characeae. The record is from the annotation of a GenBank genome assembly.